AUGAAGGCUGGAGUAGCUGCCCUCGCAGCCGGGAUCCUCGGCGGCACCGGCGUGUUGCUCUUCCUCAUCGCUUUCGGGACGGAUUACUGGCUUCUAGCUACGGAGACCUGCGGCGUCUUCGAGCAUGGGAACAGCACUCUGCGGACCGGGGAGGCUGAAACGCCGGCAGAGGUCAGGAAGGAGAUCCUCACUUUUCAUCACGAGGGCUUCUUCUGGCGGUGCUGGUUCUUUGGCGAGGGCCACCCGGAGACCAUCUGGACCUUCUGGUACACCAGCCAAGCACACCCCAAGUUCUGCAUGCAUGGCUACCUCUUUCCCAUGCCCGUUGCUCUCGGACCUUUCCCCCACCCUUCCUACGACACGACCGCAGUGUACAGAGGCUUCUGGACGCAUCCCCACUCGUGUGGCACGCACGAGCGUGCUCGCACCGUCCCGCAGCCGCGGGAUCGCUGUGGCCGUGGGCCGUUUCCAGCAGGCAAAGGCAGCACAAAGCCUCUCCUGUGCUUUCAGAGCCGUGUCGUGGUCCUGCGAGAGGAGCACAGCGUGUGCUCAGACCAACCUGUUCUUCAGCGAGGCUUAUUUCUCCUGCUCAUAUUUCUCUUUGUGAUGUGGAAGGAGUUCGUCGCUGAUUUUCAGAAGUACAUCCUUCUGGAGAGAAGUGAGAAGUGCAUGGACGACGUACCCGUGCACGUGUAUUACGGGUGGUCAUUCAUGUUCGCCGCGGCGGGGGUGCCCCUGGUUUUACUAUCCGGACUCCUCUUCUACCUGGUCGGCAGAGACAUUAUGAAGUCCUUGGAGUAA
Messenger RNA from Fulmarus glacialis (Northern fulmar), 801 nucleotides. RefSeq names its product transmembrane protein 182-like. NCBI's taxonomy places the organism in Eukaryota, Metazoa, Chordata, Aves, Procellariiformes, Procellariidae. Gene Ontology annotation, cellular component: membrane. The record is from RefSeq and is a predicted model, not a curated record. The transcript has 6 exons. Bases 1 to 801 code for a protein of 266 amino acids.